AUGCGGCUCUCUUGCCUCCUUUGCCUUCGCAGCCGUCGCCUCCGACGUAGACUCACACUCCCCGACAGCAGCGACGAGGAUGUCGACGCUCCUUCGAGCUCCACGGCGCGGGCGGCCGGCGAGGCAUCCAGUGAAGAAGAGAGCGAGAGAGCGGACGCAGAAGGCGGCGCGCUGGGCAGCUCUGCGUCGAGCGCGGGGGACGUGCCGAAGGCGACAAGGCGACGCUGGCUGAAGCGGGGCUCGGGCGCGAGCGAGGAGGACCUGGAAAGCCGGAAGGGCGCGAGCGAGGACGAAGAGGCGCCGCACUCGCGUGUCGCCGCCGGCGCCAAGGAGGGCGCAGCCGACGCAGAGAGAGAAGACGACUCUGACGUGCGGCGGACGGAGACCCAGUCGAGAAAGAAGAAGAAGCGCGCACUCGCCAAGGAGGAAAAGAACAAGGACAAUGAGAAGAAAAGCCGCCUGGACUCGCUGCGACGCAAGUUGCAUGAGAAAGACAAGAAAAAGGAGAAGAAGGAACGCCAGCAGCGCGACUCAAGUGAAGAGGACUUCUCUGGAGGAGGGGGAUCCGACUCGGACGAAUCUGCUGGGACAGACUCAAGCGACGAGCGGGCGGGCGCCUCCGAGGGCGCGCCGUCGUCGACCUCCUCACUCGCCUCUUCCGAAGACGAGAGCGACUCGGGCUCGCUCUCAGACGCCUCGGUUCCCCGUGGCCUCCAGCGGCGAGGCGUGCAGACCCGACGCAGCAGGCGCUCGCGAAAGACCUUCUGGCAAGAGACAGAUGAGGAGGACGGCAGCGGCUCCGACGCAGGGGAGACGUUCCCAGACGACGACGUCGAAACCGCUGCCUGCACACUCGAAGACGCGCUCGCGUGGUGUCUGGACACCAUCGAGAAGGAGGAAGAGGCAGGAAAGCUUCACGGCAAGAAACGCGCCACAGUCGAGAGUGCCCGGUUCCUCAGACGCGCCGAGCAGCUGCGCUGGGAUGACGAGCUGACUUUAGGCGGAGCGCGAUCCAUGCUAGAAGCCUUUGACUACCAGACCCCACGGCCCGUCACGACCCCGCAGCUGAGCGUCCUAACCAAGGAGCAGAAGGAGAUCGUGUUCCUGGACUUUCCUAACGAAGUCUAUAAGACGGAAUACUUGCACUUGCGCGUGUUCGACUGGCGCACUCGACGCGUCGUGGUGGCGAAUCUGCUCAAGUGCGCGGCACAGCAGCAGACGGCCUGGCGGGACUUUGACCGCUGGACGCAGGAGUCGAAGCGAUUCUGCGUGACGCGCGAGGAGAAGCUGAACAAGAUGUUCCAGUGCAAAGUCGCGGAGCCCCGAGGCCUGAGAAAGCUGCAGCAUCUGCUCCUUCGCGCCGAGCAGUGUGGCUUGGUUGAGCGGUCUAAGUCGCUUCAAGUGAAGCGCUGUUUCGAAAUCCCUGCGGCGCUCCUGGCGCCCGUCGACUGCAAGCGCACGACUCCUCCGUCUCGGGUCAAGGGAGAAGUCAAAGACGAGCCGAAGCCCGGCGGGGCCUCCCUGUCGCAGCCUGCGGACCCUGUUGACGCAGCGUCGUCGCCGGCUGCGGCGUCGCUCACAGCCAGUUUGUCUUUGACCUCUCUGUCGCCGGAUUUUUCCUCCUCGCUUUCGUCCGUCCCGCCCCCUUCGCUGCCUUCCUCGGUCCUCGACAGCUGCGGCGACUCGCUCGCCGCGACCCCGCCGCUGGGCGGUGACCGGCUUUUCGCGGCUGACGCUGAGGAGGGCCUGUUUGACACAGACGACGUGUUCGCAGAGAACGGCGAAGCAAGCUUCUUUGGCGACACAUUCGAUCUCUCCGCCAGCCGCUGGAACGCCUCAUUCGACGGCAGCAAAGGCCCCAGCGGAUGGGGCGCCCUCAAGCGCACAGUCAAGGGCGAGGGACAGACAGGCUCGGCGCCAAAGAGCGGCGACCAGGUGGCCAGGGAGGUGGAGGACUUGAAGCUCCGAGAGAAGGAACUGAAGCGGCAGCGGCGGGAGAGGCGCGACGCGGAGAAGAAGGACGCGCGCAGAGAAGCCGUGAAGCACCAGUGGCGCGAGCUCCAGCGCACUGCCCGAUGCACUCACGAAGGGCCGCGGUUUCACCACCCGAGGCAGGAGGAACACGUCAAGGGCCAGGAGGAAUACACGACCAAAUUCAGGGUCUUCUCUCGAGAGGAACUGGUGUACAUCCGCCCUCCGGAGGAGGUGCAGAACAAACCGAGAGAGGCGCUGGAUCUUUAUCUCGCUCAGCUGCGCCGCAUGCAGCGGCUCCUCGAGGCUCCGCACAAGCUGAAGCUUGCCGCGAAGUUCGGCCUGAUCUCGACGCAGCCGAACGGCUCAGAGGAUGGACUCGGAGCGCCGGCGGUGAAGCGGCUGAGGGCGAACGCCCCGUGGCUGUGCUCGUUCGAGAAAGAGAAAGCAGAGCAGGAGAGAGCCUGGAAGGACCUGGCGAUGUCUUUCGGCCAAGAGCCCUGGAAGGUGCCUCUGCACUUCAUCCCUGCGUCGAUCCAGACGCAGUGGACCGAGAAGAGGAAACGCGAAGAAGCCGAGCAAAAGCGAGCGGAAAAACUGGAGGGCGAACGGCGGCGCCGCGAGCUAGCCGCGGAUGCAGUAUGUCCCAGCCGAACCAGCAGCCCUCUCAAGUCCAAACACCCCGCGGCGUCCUUCUCCGCGUCUGCACCGUCUUCCGAAGCCUCCUGUCCUUCUUCAUCCUCUUCUUCAGCCUCUGUCUCUUCUCCACUUCGCGCUGCAAAGAGAGGCCGGGGAGGUGAGUCUGCAACCGAGUUGACGGCGACGCCUCAGAGCAGGAAGGAGAAACGAGUGAAGCACCUCGAGGACGACGCGGGAGCUCAGAUGUCGUCCGCGGGUCCCCGCCCAGCCCGCGAGACAGGUGGCGCGACGGCGAACGAGGCCUCGACUCACUGUGCAAAGGGGGACGAACCACAGGGCCAUGAGGCGAGCGCGAGAAAGGAUAGUACAGGCGAGCAGGAGGGCGAGACGCGCACAGACGCGUUGGCGGACGCCGCGGCUGGGCAGCCCGAGGCACAGCUGGAGUCUCUCGAGCUUGAGGGAAGCUCUGCAGACGCGGCGAGCAGACAAGUUGGUGGAGAGGACUCUCCGCAGAUGGCACGCAAGCCUACAGGCGCGGGGGGGGGGACGAAGGAGAGACAAACGACCCUGCAGAGAAGGCGGCGGAAGAGAAGCCAACGCCAGCAUACGAGAGAGCUCGAGCGGAGCCCGAAACUCAAACGCAGUCGCCCUAUCAGGCGGCGCCGUCGGAGCGAUCGUGCCCACCUUCUGCACCUUCGUCUUCGGGCUCGGCUCGUCGUGCUGGAUGACGACGCCGAUGAGCUCGCCAAGCAGCUAAAGGGAAAGAAGAGGCGCCGUCUCGUGACUGACGAGGGUGAAGAAGGACGCGACGAGCCGGACGUCGAAACGAACGACCCACGGGGGCCCUCAGGCAAAGAGGAGACCGAACUGCAGGCCAUGCACAUGCAGAAGAAAUGCAGAGUCAACCCAGACGAGGAAGCGGAGCUGGUCGCCGAGGCAGAGGAGGCCGGGCAUGACGCAGCCGCCAGAGAGGAAACACGAAACAGAAAGAAGACAGCGGCGGCAGCUCUCGGCGACCGCCUCAAAGAGGAGGCGCGGAAGGCGCGGCGGAAGGAAAGAAAGAGACAGAUGCGGGAGUUAAUCAGGCAGAUGACCGAGUUUGAGGCGGAGGAAAACGAAGAAGAACUCGAAGGCGACGAAGAAUACAAGUCUGCGCUCGCGGAGCUCCGCAGUCGGCUGAUCGACCAGGAGGAGGAAGAAGAUGAGUCCGACCUCGGUGACAGUGACGAAGAGUUUCUCGAGGGUCUGUUCGCCGCUGCCGAGGACGAGGCGUUCGAUGCGGAAGCUGAAGACACGGAGGCGAUGCAGAGGAAACUCCAGCAUGACCUGGAAGAGAGAGAAGACCAGAUCUACGAGCGGCUCAUUGGACGCUUCCAGAAGGGCGGAGAAAACGCGAUGGAGCUGACCGAGGCGGAGCGCCGCGAGCUCCAGGAGGAGGAGAGACGACGACGCGAACGAAUGCAGCGACGCAAGCGAGGCGACGAGCACUUGGAGGGGAUUGAACUCGACGACUGGCUGUCGGACGACAGCGAGGCGUCUUCGUCUUCAGGCGAGGAGUCCGGCGAGGAGGAGGAGUCGAUGACCUCGCUUUCCUCCGACCUCACCAAGUGGGCAUCGUUGGACCAGCUUCCCGCAGCGUCGCUAUCGGGCGCGGCUGUCUCUGCCGCCCCCUCUGCAGACGGCAACCCCUCGCUCCUGGUCGCGCAGUGCCGGCAGAAUGCGGAGCGAAGAAGGAGGAUUUUGGCAAGCCGGCAGCGGCGGAGGAUGUGCGAGAGAGACCGGGAGGAAAGCAGUGAGGCCCGGAGCAAUGCCUGCCCGAGUGUGCGCGCCAGCGGACGGACGGCAGCGAGGGAGCCGAGGCGAAGGAACGACGCGGAGCGAGAGCAGACAACUGAGCAGCGGCGAAGUCACCGAGGCGGCAGCGAGAAGACAGGCGCCCACAGUGGAGGCGAAAGACAGACUCACGACGGCAAAGACACCGAGAAAACGAUGCGUGCGCAUGGUGCAUCCGCGCUUGAUACAAAUGAGGAGAAACGGAAUGCUGAGGGCGCGUCGUCGACCAUGUCUAAAUCGUUGUCUGCGACUUCGGCGAAAGCGAAACUGUCUUUGGAAAAACGGAAGAGCCUUUCUUCCAACUCCUUCCCGUCCUCGUCCUUUGGGAUCUUCGGAACUUCGAGCCUGUCGUGCAGCGUGCGGUUCGCCGAUGAUGACAGUAGCUUUGGAAUGCGGGGCGAGUUUGACAACAGCUUGGCGAGUGGAAGCUUUCCGGCGGCUACGUUUCCGCCUCAGACAGGCUCCAGCGGGGGGGCGACAGGCGCUCGCAAGAAGAGUCAGGGAUCCGCGGGCGAGAGACUUGACGGGUCCGAGGGCCGCCCAGCGAAGACCGGAAUCGCAAAGGGGAAGUCCACAGGGGAAGGCACCAGCAUGCCUGCUUCGCCCAUUUGCGUGGUCAAGCGAUUCACUGAUCUGAGGGGACCAUACAGCAAAAUUGAGGACGGUGACAAGACGAGUGGAGCGGGAAGUUAA
This is a messenger RNA of Besnoitia besnoiti, 5136 nucleotides long. RefSeq lists its product as uncharacterized. The transcript is spliced from 18 exons. Lineage: Eukaryota; Apicomplexa; Conoidasida; Eucoccidiorida; Sarcocystidae. Bases 1 to 5136 code for a protein of 1711 amino acids. The record is from RefSeq and is a predicted model, not a curated record.